Molecule: messenger RNA, 7377 nt
Organism: Protobothrops mucrosquamatus (brown spotted pit viper)
Lineage: Eukaryota; Metazoa; Chordata; Lepidosauria; Squamata; Viperidae
Gene: TPR
Product: translocated promoter region, nuclear basket protein
Exons: 51
Coding region: 39-7214 (2391 amino acids)
Biological process (GO): mRNA export from nucleus; protein import into nucleus
Cellular component (GO): nuclear pore
Molecular function (GO): structural constituent of nuclear pore
Source: RefSeq, a predicted model, not a curated record
AAGUGGAGAGGGAGGCAUUUUUCUGCAGGCUGCCCAAGAUGGCGGCGGUCCUGCAGCAGGUUUUGGAGCGCGCCGAAUUAGUCAAGCUGCCCAAAGCCGUGCAGGGCAAGUUGGAGCGAUUCCUCGCCGAUCAACAGAGCGAGAUCGACGGACUCCGCACUAGGCAUGAGCGCUACAAGGUGGACAGCGAGCAACAAUAUUUUGAAGUAGAAAAACGAUUGGCUCAGAGUCAGGAGAGGCUUGUUAAUGAAACACAGGAAUGUCAGAAUCUCCGAGAAGAGCUCACCAAGCUUAAUGAGCAAUUGAAGAAGCUAAAUGAGAAAAACAAAGAACUGGAAGGUGCUCAAGAUCACAAUGUGACCAUACAGAGUCAGCUCACCAGAGCAAAAGAAGAAUUGGAAGCAGAGAAGAGAGAUUUAGUCCGGACGAGUGAAAGAAGAGCUCAAGAACUAGAACAUUUAAAUGAGGAUGUUAAACGUCUGAAUGAGAAACUUACAGCAACAAACACUGCAAAGAUAGAGCUUCAGUUAAAACUGGAUGAGCUUCAGACAUCAGCCCUUUCUGUAAAACACCGUGAGCAGAGGUGGGAACAAGAAAAGGAGCUAUUGCAGAAUCAGAACGCUUGGCUGAAUACUGAACUGAAGGCCAAAACAGAUGAGCUUCUGGUCCUUGCUCGAGAAAAAGGAAGUGAAAUAUUGGAGCUCAAAUGUGGCCUGGAGAACAAGAAAGAGGAGGUUUCUAGACUGGAUGAACAAGUCACUGGACUAAAACAGUCUAACAACAAUCUACAAAAACACGUGGAGGAUCUUUUGGAAAAAUUAAAAGAGGCAAAAGAGCAACAAGCUAGUAUGGAAGAGAGAUUCCACAAUGAACUAAAUGCUCAUAUCAAGUUAUCUAAUUUAUAUAAGAGUGCUGCGGAUGACUUGGAAGCAAAGAGUAAUGAGUUGACCCAAGCUGUGGAGGAGCUGCACAAACUUCUCAAAGAGGCUGGUGAAGCUAACAAAGAAACACAGGGUCGUUUGGCUGAGAUGGAGCAAGCAAAGGCUGCGGUUGAAAAAGAACUGAAGGAAAAGAUUAACAAAUUGGAGAAAGAGUUGGACAACGCAAAUGAUCUGGUUUCAGCUACCAAGCGAAAAGGGGCCAUACUUUCAGAGGAUGAGCUGGCAGCUAUGUCUCCUACAGCUGCUGCUGUUGCAAAAGUGGUCAAGCCUGGUAUGAAAUUAACUGAGCUUUACAAUGCCUACGUAGAAGCUCAGGAUCAGCUGCUUUUGGAAAAAUUAGAGAAUAAGAGGAUCAAUAAAUAUUUGGAUGAAAUAGUGCAGGAAGUGGAAGCCAAGGCACCCAUUCUGAAGCGUCAGCGAGAAGAAUAUGAACGCUCCCAAAAGGCUGUAGCGAGUCUUUCUGCUAAACUUGAGCAAGCUAUGAAGGAAAUCCAGCGCUUACAAGAAGAGGCUGAUAAAGCAAACAAGCAUGUUUCUGUCUUUGAAAGAGAGAAUCAGAGGUUUGAAAUUCAGGUCAAAGAUCUUUCACAACAGAUAAGAGUAUUAUUGAUGGAGCUUGAAGAAGCCCGAGGUAAUCACGUCAUCCGUGAUGAAGAAGUCAGUUCUGCAGACAUCAGCAGCUCUUCUGAAGUAAUAAGUCAGCGCCUGGUUUCCUACCGAAACAUUGAGGAACUUCAGCAGCAAAAUCAACGCCUCUUAAUAGCUCUUCGAGAGCUGGGAGAGGCAAAGGAGAAAGAAGAACUAGAAACCACUUCUACCAAGAUUUCUGAGCUCCAGAAUCAACUUGGAGAAGCUAUAAUUGAGCUAGAAAAGCUGCGUGAGGCACGGCACCAUCAAAUGCAGCUUGUAGAGUCCAUCGUUCGUCAGCGUGACAUGUAUCGGAUUUUGCUGGCCCAAACUACUGGAGUUGCCAUUCCAUUGCAAGCUUCAAGCAUCUUGCCUGAGGAACUGACAUCAACCCCUAAACGCCUGUCAGGUUCCCUACCUGCUUCAACUCCAACUUCAGUCCCAGUGAUCGAGUCAACUGAAGCAGCAGAAGCAAAGGCUGCCCUUAAACAGCUGCAGGAAUUUUUUGAGAACUAUAAGAAAGAAAAGGCAGAGAAUGACAAGCUGCUGAAUGAACAAAAUGAGAAGCUUCAAGAACAGGUUACUGACUUGAAGUCACAGAAUACAAAGAUUUCUACCCAGCUUGAAUUUGCCUCUAAGCGUUAUGAGAUGUUGCAAGAUAACGUAGAGGGAUAUCGGCGAGAGAUCACAUCACUGCAUGAGAAAAUUCAAAAGCUGUCAGCAACUACUCAGAAGCAGGAACAGAUCAUCAACACGAUGACUCAAGAAUUAAGAGGAGCCAAUGAAAAAUUAACGGUUGCAGAGGUGAGAGCAGAGAAUUUGAAAAAAGAAAAAGAUAUUUUAAAAAUGGCCGAAGUUCGUUUGACUCAGCAAAAAGAAUCUUUAAUAGCAGAACAUAGAGGACAAAAUCUGCUCCUUACUAAUCUGCAAUCUAUUCAGGUAAUUUUGGAAAAGGGAGAGACAGAAACUCGACAGAGGCUCAAUAAUCAAAUUGAGAAGUUGGAAAGAGAAAUAGCCCAGCUGAAGAAAAAACUGGAAAAUGAGGUGGAGCAAAGACACACACUUUCCAAAAAUCAGGAUAUUCACCUCUUGGAUGCUAAAAGACAGUGUGAAACUGAAGUGAAUCUUCAUGCUAACACCAAAGAACUGCUGAAGAAUGCUCAAAAGGAGAUAGCAGCGUUAAAGCAGCAGCUCCACAAUAUGGAAGCUCAAAUAGCUUCUCAGUCAUUGCAGAGAGCUGCUGGCCAAGGCCAAUCUAGUGUUGGAGAGGAUGUGGAUGAUCUUUUAAGUCGAUUGAGGCAAUCUGAUGACCAAAUUAAUGAUUUGAAGGAGAGGCUAAAGACUGCCACAAGUAAUGUGGAGCAAUACCGUACGAUGGUUGUGAGCCUUGAAGAGUCCCUUAACAAAGAAAAGCAGGUGACUGAAGAGGUUCGGGCCACUGUUGAGGCUCGCUUGAAAGAGUCCUCAGAGUAUCAUUCCCAGCUAGAGAAGAAACUAAUGGAGGCUGAGAAAGAAAAACAGGAGCUUCAAGAUGAAAAACGUAAAGCCAUAGAAAACAUGGAACAACAGCUUUCCGAGUUAAAGAAAAAUCUCUCCAAUAUGAAGUCUGAACUUCAGGAAGCUCUCCAGAGAGCAAACACAGCCCUCAGCAAUGAACAACAAGCUAAACGGGACUGCCAAGAGCAAGCAAAGAUAGCUGCUGAAGCUCAAAGUAAAUAUGAACGGGAGCUGAUGCUUCAUUCUUCUGAUGUUGAAGCUUUACAAGCUGUCAAGGAGCAAGUUGCAAAGAAUUCCACAAUAAAGCAGCAAUUAGAGGAAGCAGCCCAAAAAGCAGAAUCCACCUUGCGAGAGAGCAGAGCUUCAUGGGAAGAGCGAGAAAGAGCAUUAAAGGAUGAAGCUUCUAAGCUUGCAUCUCGCUGUGAAGACUUAGAGAAACAAAGCCAACUGUUGCACGAACAGCUGGAAACUCUGAGCAACAAGAUGAUGGCUUCAAUGAAGGAAGGUGGGCCAGGAGCCCUGAAUGUGUCUCUCAGUGAAGAAGGAAAAUCACAAGAGCAAAUGGUAGAAAUUAUCAGGUUUAUCCGCAGAGAAAAGGAGAUUGCAGAAACUCGAUUUGAGGUGGCACAAGUAGAAAGCUUACGCUACCGCCAGCAGGUGGAACAUUUAGAAAGAGAGCUGAAUGAGCUGCAGCAAAGUCUGAAUGCAGAGAGGGAGAAAGUACAAGUGACUGCAAAAACAAUUGCUCAACAUGAAGAAUUAAUGAAGAAGACAGAGACCAUGAAUGUUUUGAUAGAAACAAAUAAGAUAUUAAGAGAAGAGAAAGAGAAAUUGGAACAAGAACUUCAGCAAAUGCAAGCAAAAGUACGUAAGCUGGAAGCUGAUAUCUUGCCUCUGCAAGAAUCCAAUGCUGAGCUCAGUGAGAAAAGUGGGAUGCUUCAAGCAGAGAAAAAGUUGUUGGAAGAGGAUGUCAAGCGAUGGAAAACCCGGACUCAGCAUUUAUUAAGCCAACAAAAAGAUGCAGAUGUUGAAGAAUAUCGGAAGCUUCUUUCAGAGAAGGAGGUGAACAACAAACGCAUUCAGCAGCUAAGUGAAGAAAUAGGCAGACUUAAAGCAGAAAUUGCAAGAACCAAUGCAUCACUGACAACAAAUCAGAAUCUGGUCCAGAGCCUCCGGGAAGAUCUAACAAAAACAAAAACAGAAAAGGAAACCCUUCAAAAGGACUUGGAAAUUAAAGUAGUAGACAUCCAAGAGAAAGUCAAGACAAUAACUCAAGUCAAGAAAAUUGGACGCCGCUACAAGACUCAGUAUGAAGAGCUGAAAGCACAGCAUGAUAAGAUGGUUGCUGAGGCUUCCACACAGUCUUUUGCGGAGCAGCCAGAACAGCAUGCGUCAGACAAAGAACAUCAGGAGAUGAAAGAGGCUCUAAACCAAGCUGAGGUCAAAAUAAAAGCUUUAGAGGGGCAGAUUGAAGUUCUUCAGAAGACUCUAGGAGAGAAGGACACUGAGGUAAAGAAUCUUCAGGAGCAAGUAUCCCAGCUGCAAUCAGAGCUUUCCCGCCUUCAACAAGAUCUACAGGAAAAAACAACACAGGAAGAACAACUCAGACAGCAAGUGACUGAAAAAGAGGAGAAAACUAAAAAGACACUUCUGGCUGCCAAGCAGAGGAUUGCACAGCUGGCAGGGGCAAAAGAUCAGCUGACUAAAGAAAAUGAGGAAUGGAAGCAAAAGAGUAGCACAUUGGAGGAACAAAAGACAGAGUUAGAAGUUCGGAUGAGUGCACUUAAAUCACAAUACGAAGGCCGGAUUUGUCGUCUAGAGCGAGAACUCAGAGAGCAACAAGAGAGACAUCAUGAACAGCGAGAUGAGCCUCCAGAAUCUACUAGCAAGGCUCCAGAGCAGCAAAGGCAGAUCACUCUCAAAUCAACUCAAGCUGCAGGUGACCGAGGAAUAGCUAGUGCUUCAGAUCCACCAACAGCCAACAUCAAGCCAACUCCUGUUGUGUCUGCCCCAAGCAAAGUGACAGCUGCUGCCAUACCCGGGAACAAGCCCACCCCAAGGGCUAGCAUCCGUCCAAUGGUUACACCUGCUACAGUCACCAAUCCUACAACUACUCCAACAGCCACCGUUAUGCCAACAACACAAGUGGAGACUCAGGAAGCCAUGCAGUCAGAAGGACCAGUUGAACACGUUCCAGUCUUUGGAAGCACAAGCGGGUCUGUGCGCUCCACGAGCCCCAAUGUGCAGACCUCUCUUUCCCAGCCCAUCUUGACAGUUCCGCAACAGAGUCAGGCCACAGCUUUUGUACAGCCUACUCAACAGAGUCAUCCUCAGAUCGAACCAGCUGCCCAAGAGCUGUCCCCAGCCAUCAUGGAGGUGGUGCAGAGCUCCCAGAUGGAAAGACCUUCUACGUCAACAGCAGUGUUUGGCACAGUUUCAGCUACUCCCAGCUCGUCUCUGCCCAAACGAGCACGAGAGGAAGAAGAGGAGAAUGCCGUCGAAAACUCGGAACAGAUUCCCGAGGAAAUGGUUGAUCUGCCUCUUGCAAAGAAACUGAGAACUUUGCAAAGAGUUGGGCCAGAGAGUGAUGUUUUGGUUGCUCAAUUUCGGGAUAUGGAAUUUGCGAUUCGGAUCCGUGGAUUGGCUGAGGACCCAAAAGAGAAUUUAAGAGAAUUAAUUCCGGAGGCAUUUAUGGAUGCCCUGGCUUGUGGGCGAGAAAUUCAUGAUGAAAUAGAACGUGUUUUCAGGGGUGUCACGCAGGGCGAGUAUACACCUAUGGAGGAUAGCGAGGAAACUUCUCAGUCCCUCCCUAUAGACCUUGGACCUCUUCAAUCAGAUCAGCAGAAUACAACCUCAUCCCAAGAGUGUCAGGGCAAGAGAGAUGAUGUCAUUGUCAUUGACAGUGAUGAUGAAGAGGAUGACGAUGAGGAAAAUGAUGGUGAAGCAGAAGAAUAUGAAGAUGAAGAAGAUGAGGAUGACGACGAUGAUGAUGAAGACACAGGAAUGGGGGACGAAGGCGAGGAUAGCAAUGAAAGCACUGGCAGCGUGGAUGGUAACGAUGGAUAUGAAGCAGAUGAUGCUGAGGCUGCUGAUGGAAUGGAUCCCAGUACAGAAACUGAAGAGAGUAUUGCUGGAGGUGAAAAUAGCCAGAGGGCAGCUGACUCCCAGAACUGUGGCGAUGGGAGCACAGGUACUGUAGAGUCUACGUUCUCUCAGGAAAGCCCAAGGGAACAGCAGCCCACAUCUGCUUCUGAGAGACAAGUUCCCCGUCCACCUCGACCUCAUCCCUUACCUCCACGAUUAACUAUCCAUGCUAUUCCUGCUCCACCCCAGGAACUGGGACCACCAGUCCAGAGGAUACAAACGGCUCGGAGACAGUCUGUGGGGCGUGGACUUCAACUAACUCCAGGUAUAGGUGGCAUGCAGCAACAUUUCUUCGAUGAUGAGGACCGGACAGUUCCAAGCACCCCAACAUUGGUGGUACCGCAUCGUACAGAUGGGUUCGCAGAAGCAAUUCAUUCUCCUCAGGUUGCCGGAGUUCCUCGGUUCAGGUUUGGACCUCCUGAAGAUAUGCCACAAACCUCUGGCCAAUCAGAUCUUGGCCAACUUGCAUCACAAGGAGGGCUAGGAAUGUAUGAAACACCCCUCUUUCUUGCCCAUGAAGAGGAAUCCGGAGGUCGUAGUGUCCCAACAACUCCACUACAAGUUGCAGCACCUGUGUCUGUAUUUACUGAAAGCGCUUCUGCCGAUGCUUCCGAGCAUGCCUCCCAGUCUGUUCCAAUGGUUACAACUUCCACUGGUAACUUAUCAACCACUUCAGAAUCUGGAACAGGUGAUGAUGGUGACGAGGUUUUUGUGGAGGCAGAAUCAGAAGGAAUUUCUUCAGAGGUGGGCCUAGACAUUGAUAGCCAGCAAGAGGAGGAAUCAUCUCAAACUCCUGAUGAAUCAGAUCUUCCUUCUACCAGUCAAGAUCCUCCUUCUAGUUCAUCUGCAGAUACAAGCAGCAAUCAUCCCAAACCCUUCCGACGCGUUAGACUUCAGCCCCCAACCUUAAGGGCUGGAGUCCGUGGUCGUCAGUUUAAUAGACACAGGGGUAUAACUCAUUCAAUGGGUGGCAGAGGAGGCCUGAACAGAGGCAAUAUUAACUAAAUGCUGUACAAAUUUUGGAAAUGGUGUAUACUGUUUAGUCUGCCUUUAUUCUGCAUUAGUAUAAUAGCUGCCAAGCUUAAAGCAGUCUUUUUUUAAAAUGUUAAAAAAGGAUUGUUGUAUGAACAUUUGGUUGUCUUUUAUUAAUAAAAACUAGAGAAACUGU